Messenger RNA from Monoraphidium neglectum, 726 nucleotides. RefSeq lists its product as hypothetical. The coding region runs from base 1 to 726 and encodes 241 amino acids. The transcript has 7 exons. Gene Ontology annotation, biological process: protein phosphorylation. Gene Ontology annotation, molecular function: protein kinase activity; ATP binding. Lineage: Eukaryota; Viridiplantae; Chlorophyta; Chlorophyceae; Sphaeropleales; Selenastraceae. The record is from RefSeq and is a predicted model, not a curated record.
AUGUCGUGGAGGUUUUUCAGGUGGUGCGACCAGGGCAGCCUGCGCGACGCAGUGCGCCUGGGCGUCUUCCACCAGCGCGUGGCCGCGACAGAGGUCAUGGGGGUCGACCUGCCCGCGGUGCUGCAGGUCCUGCUGGAGGUGGCCCGCGGCGUGGAGCACCUGCACAGCAACGGCCUGCAGCACUGCAACAUGGACAACGUGCUGAUGCAGAGCGACGCCACCGCACCCCUCGGCUUCGUCUGCAAGGUGGCGGACUUUGGACUGCUCAAGCUAAUGGGCCCGGACUACCACGCGGCCACCGGCACCAUUGCGCACAUCGCGCCGGAGCUGGCCAUGGCCGGGAUGCAGGCCUGGGCGCCAGAACCGCAGCUGGCUGCGGCCGCAGACGCAUACGCGUUCGGGGUCCUCAUGUAUGAGCUUUACAGCGCGCGGCGCGCGUUUGGCGGCAUGCCACACGACCAGAUUUUCGACCAGGUGAUAUCCCGCGGCCUGCGGCCCUCGUUCCCCCGCUCGUCCCCCGCCGAGCUCGUGCGCCUGGCGGGCAGCUGCUGGGCAGCUGGCCCCCGGGAGCGGCCCGCGUUUGGGGAGGUGGUGCAGCGGCUGGAGCUGCUGCUCGCGGCGGUCAGCAUCGUCGCCACCGCGCGGGCGCUGCCGGCGCAGCGCGCGGCGGCGGCGGCGGUCGCUGCGCCGGACGGCGGUGACGGGGCGUCCGACGGGGACGCGUGA